UGUGUGUGUGUGUGUGUGUGUGUGUGUGGCGGGGGUGCAGGAGGGAGCAGCUGAAGCAGCGACACACAAGGCAACGACUUCCCGGCUCGACUGGCUGCUGCUCUGAGCAAAAUGCGAAGUUUGUUCUCAGUGACGCUGCUGCUGCUGCUGCUGCUGCUGACGCUCACCAGCGAGGCCAACAGACGACCCAAGAACCACAAAGGUGGUAAACAUGAUAAAACCCGGCCGGCCUCAGAGUGCUCCUCUGCAGACACUCAAUACGGCAAAUGUGUCCCUGAACAUGGAGACUGUGGAGAUGGACUGAGAGAAGCCACCUGCAAAGAUCACACCGACAAGAUUCACUGCAAAAUCCCCUGCAAUUGGAAGAAGGACAUCAGUGACUGUAAGUAUAAAUUUGGCCCGUGGGGAUCCUGCGAUGCCAACACUAAGAGCCGGUCAGGAACUCUGAAGCGAGCGCUGUUCAACGCUGACUGUCAAACCACCGUGAUGGUGUCUAAACCCUGCUCCCCCAAAGUGAAGAAGACCCGAGGGGAGAAGAAGUCAAACUAAAGGACAGAAGAAGAAGACGGCACGCUGAACACUCGUCUUCCCUCCUUCAUCAAACACCAACCCGGAGACUCAACAUACAACCUUUGAUUUGUAUUCUGAUUUGAUGUUCUUGUGUUUAUUUGGAUUGAAGUGUGGGAAGCUUUUCCCAGAAUCCUCCACUAGAUAAUAAUGAUAAUAAUUAUGUCCUUGUAGCUCAUAGUUUGUUUUGACAGUAAAUUUAGUCCUAAAAGCUUUUUAUAGUAUGUGAAGAGUUACAAAGGCUUGGAUGAAUCUGUAAUGGCAAAAUCCUCCAUAAAAUCUAUUUUUUGAACUAUAGAUUAUUGAAGUUGCAAGAUAAGACUUGUAUAAAUGAACAAAAUAAAGACUGUACAUUGUUUUGGUGAA
Messenger RNA from Cottoperca gobio, 933 nucleotides. It is a transcript of the gene mdkb, whose product is annotated as midkine b. The transcript is spliced from 5 exons. The record is from RefSeq and is a predicted model, not a curated record. Lineage: Eukaryota; Metazoa; Chordata; Actinopteri; Perciformes; Bovichtidae. The coding region runs from base 112 to 549 and encodes 145 amino acids. Gene Ontology annotation, molecular function: growth factor activity.